CGGCCUCAACCAACGACCCACGCUUCCCGCGGAGACGACGAGACCCAUCGAUCGAUCGAUCCAGACGACGACGAGUCUUCUCAGCGCGGGCACACACACACACACAGAGCGCGCGGCGGUUGCCACCAUCGAGCAAAGCAAGAAGGAGGCCACCACACCGCCACGCUCGAUCGACUCCGUCUUCUUUCCCGGGCUUUUCUCCCCGGGACCCGAUCGACCUAUUCUUAGGCGCCCCGCCGAAGAAUACCGCGGCGCCCCGGGUUUCGCUCGCAGGGCUAUGGCCGCGGCCGCGACGUCGUCCACCACACCCGCGGCAACCACCCCCACCACCACCACCACCUGCUGCUCCUCGUCGUCAUCCUCAUUGUCGUCCUCCUCCGCCACCAGCCCCGGCCCGCACCGCAGGCGCCUCAACGACAUCGAGCGGGGCGACGACUGCUGCUGCGGAGGCGGCGACCCCUUCCUCGCCCUCGAGGAAGGCGAGGGCGCCCACGGCCACGGCGUCCCCUUGCUGGCCGCCGGCGCGGCCUGCGGCGGGAGGGCGUCGCUGUUGGCGCGGAGGAGGCGCGCCGCGUGGCACGCCUGGAUGAGGGCCGCCGUGCUGUGCCUGCUCGGCCUCGUCGCGGUCGUCGGCUUCCUGGGCUCCCAGUCGCAAGGCGGCCGGGGAGGUGGCGGCGGCGGCGGCGGCGCGGCCGGCGCCGACGGCGAGGAGGGCGGCAGGCUCGUGCAGAGGGUGGAGGUGGCCGACGCCGACGUCAUGGGGUGGACGGAGGAGAACUUGACGGCACUCACGCGCCGCCCGCCCGAUCCUCCGAUACCGGAGAUAUGGAUGAAGCCAGAUAGUGGGGGUUACAGCCAGUGCAUUGUACGCCCAAAGAAUCAGCGCAGUAAGUUUCUUGUUCUACCCUUCACCCCAUUUUUCUUCCAGCUUCAGCUCCGGCUCCGGCUAAUAUUCUCGCGCAUUGCAGGGACUGACAAUGCGACUGUCGGCUAUCUGAUUGUCGACGCAAACGGCGGGCUAAACCAGAUGAGAAUGGGGAUCAGUGAUAUGGUUGCAGUGGCAAAGAUCAUGAACGCGUCACUGGUAAUCCCCACUCUGGACCAUCAGUCAUUCUGGACUGAUCCAAGUGACUUCAAAGAUAUAUUCGACGUGGAUCACUUCAGAGAAACAUUGAAGGAGGACAUUGUGGUUGUAGAUUCCCUACCACCAGCUUAUAGGAGGGUGAAGCCCUACGCGAGAGCACCCACAUCCUGGUCCAGGGCUUCCUUUUACAGAGAUUUCUCAAAGAUACUGAAGAAGUACAAAGUAGUGAGAUUUACCCAUACGGAUUCACGGAUUGUCAACAACGGCCUCGCUCCUUCUCUCCAAAGGCUUCGAUGCCGUGCAAACUACAAAGCGCUUCAGUACAGGAAAGAGAUCGAAGAACUUGGUACUACCCUAGUUGAGAGACUCAAAAGGGGAUCGGACCAUUACAUCGCACUUCACUUAAGAUACGAGAAGGACAUGCUGGCUUUCACUGGCUGCAACCACAACCUGACACUUCAUGAGGCAGACGAGCUGACUGAUAUGCGACUCAAAGUGAGACACUGGAAGGAGAAGGAGAUCAACAGCGAGGAGAAGCGGCUCCAGGGCGGGUGUCCCAUGACGCCUCGCGAAGCUGCUGUGUUCCUCAAAGCCAUGGGAUAUCCUUCCAGCACGAAAAUUUACAUUGUGGCCGGUGAAAUUUACGGGGCACACAGCAUGGAUGCGCUGAAAGCAGAAUACCCAAACAUUUACACACACUACAGUCUAGCUACAGUAGAUGAACUAGAGCCGCUCGAGUUGUACCAGAACAGGCUAGCUGCUGUGGACUAUAUCGUGGCCCUGCAGAGCGAUGUCUUUGUGUACACCUACGACGGAAAUAUGGCCAGGGCAGUUCAGGGCCACCGAAGAUUCGAAGGUUUCAGAAAAACUAUAAACCCCGACAGGCUGAAGUUUGUAGAGCUCAUUGACAAACUCGACGAUGGUUCCAUGCCCUGGGAUGAAUUCCAAAGUGAAGUGAGGAAGCAUCAUGAGGAUAGACUUGGAGGUCCAUAUGACAGAUUACCUGGUGAGAGUCCAAGACAGGAGGAAUACUUCUACUCAAACCCUAUGCCUGGAUGCCUGUGCAAAAAGGUGCAGAGAGCAAAGUGAAGCAGGUUUAUCUCAAAGGGAAAUGGUUCGGUCUUCAGAGACGCUGCUGCUGGCUUGGCUGCAGGUGUAACACGGAUGGAGAUGACACUUCCUCCACAUGACAGGGGUGGCCAAAUAGAGAGGAUCCUAGUUAACUGACAGAGACCAGCCAUUUUGAGUUUGAUUAUUUCCUAGGCUGACUACACAUGUAGUUGAGGGCAUGGGGCCAAGAAGUGCAUUGCUGAGAGGAAACUUUUUCCAAUGGAAAGAUGGAACGAGCACAGAGAUGUCGAAGUACUUGAAGGAUCAUACCGACAAUUAUAUAGGAACAGCUAAAGUGAAAACACGUUAGGUCGAGGUCAUGCUCGUGAUGCUUCCAAUUCGUUGUAGCAGUGACAUUAAACACUGGGUGGGUUAGUAAGAAUAAUGUAUCAUGCUAUGUUUUCCGGCUGUAGAAAUCUGCUACCAGUGUAGACUGACAAUUGUCAAAAUACUUCUUAGUGUAGUUCAGAGCAAUAAAUUUUUUGUAAAUUUUA
Messenger RNA from Triticum aestivum (bread wheat), 2688 nucleotides. RefSeq names its product O-fucosyltransferase 19. The coding region runs from base 278 to 2173 and encodes 631 amino acids. Gene Ontology annotation, cellular component: cytoplasm. Lineage: Eukaryota; Viridiplantae; Streptophyta; Magnoliopsida; Poales; Poaceae. The transcript has 7 exons. The record is from RefSeq and is a predicted model, not a curated record.